Phytophthora infestans T30-4 is the source of this 615-nucleotide messenger RNA. Its product is annotated as polysaccharide lyase, putative. The transcript has a single exon. Gene Ontology annotation, biological process: pectin catabolic process. Gene Ontology annotation, cellular component: extracellular region. The record is from RefSeq and is a predicted model, not a curated record. Gene Ontology annotation, molecular function: pectate lyase activity. Bases 1 to 615 code for a protein of 204 amino acids. NCBI's taxonomy places the organism in Eukaryota, Oomycota, Peronosporomycetes, Peronosporales, Peronosporaceae.
AUGCAGACCUUCGAGCGCUCGGACAUCACGUGCUCGGGUGGUGAGGGCCAGAAGGACACGGCCGUCUUCCUCGUGGAGGCUGGCGGCACUCUGAAGAACGCCAUCAUCGGCAAGAACCAGAAGGAGGGCGUGCACUGCGACUACCACGACUGCACCAUUGAGAACGUGUGGUGGGAUGACGUGUGCGAGGACGCGCUGAGCAUCAAGGGUGGCUCGGCGUCCAGCGUGACGACCGUGACCAACUGCGGCGCCCGCUACGCCGAGGACAAGGUGGUGCAGCACAACGGCUACGGCACCGUCAAGAUCAAGGGUUUCUUCGCGCAGGAGUUCGGCAAGCUCUACCGUUCGUGCGGCACGUGCGGCAACAUUCCCCGUAAGGUGACGGUGGAGAACGUGUUCGCCAUCGACCCGCUCGUGAGCGUCGUCACUGUCAACAAGAACAACAACGACCAGGCCACGCUCAAGAACAUCUACGUCAAGACGACGGACGGCAAGAAGAACGUCAAGGUGUGUCAGUGGUCGCAGGCCAGCAAGACGCCGUCGAACGUGGGCGACGGUCCGUCGGGCAAGCUUUGCCAGUACUCGACGAGUGAUGUGCACAUCAACGAGGAUUGA